UGGUUAGCAAAUUAUUGCGCAAUGGACGACUUAUCGAAUCUAGAACACAAAUCAACCGAGAAGAAACGGAAUUACUGCUGUAUUUGCAGUAAUUUUCGGGGAAAAUUAGUAGAUGGGAAACAAGUGAGAUUGCAUAGAUUUCCAGCCGACGAAAAAGUGAGAAAAUUAUGGAUCAAAAGACUGAAAACUGUCAGCACUGGCUUCGUUUUGAAGAUCAAGAACGAUCGGCUGUGUUCAGCACAUUUUGUCGAUGGGGUCUACAACAGCAAGAACCAAAUUCCCAGUAUCUUCAUGGUGAACAACAAGCAGAAGAUCUUUAAAACAUCGGAGGUUGAGGAAGAAAGUUACACAACAGAGGCAUCUGCAAUCCUGCAAGAAAACCAAGAUAGCCGGGAUAGUGAUUGCUAUGAAAACACUUCCCUGAACUCCUGUUUUGUAUCAGAGCAUGUGUCAGUUCAAAUGCAUGACUAUAUAACUAGUUCUGUGAAGGAAACAUGUACUGUGACACAGACUCUACCAAAGCUUAUACAAACUGAUUGGAUCAUGUGUGACAUGACUACACAGACAGAUCUCACCUUAUCAUUGUUCCAAAAACUGACAUGUGACACAUCUUCACAGACUGAUAUGAAUAACUGUAGUGUUGAAAAAGACAUUGGGAUUCAGUGCAACAAACCAGAAUUGGUUGCUGAAGACAUUGUAAGUGAUGACAUGUGUAUGUUUUACACCGGCUUGCCCAACAAGGAAGUUUUCAAUGCAAUAUUUAGCGAACUGGACGAUGCAGAGGAAAGAACCAACCGAUCAGGAAAUGGGGAGAACAAGGGACGGCCUAGAACGCUUCGACUGGUGGAUGAAUUUUUGCUAGUUCUGAUGCGCUUGAGACUUGGUUUGCUUUUAGAAGACUUGGCGUAUAGAUUUCGCAUUUCAAAAUCAACCUGCAGUAACAUUAAUAAGCAGUGGAUCAUGUAUCUAAGUGUGAAAUUGGCAUCAAUGAUACCAUGGAUAUCUAGAAGAUUUAUAAGAGAGAAUAUGCCAGCUAAAUUUAAGAAGAAGUACCCAAACUGUAGAGUUAUAAUAGACUGUACAGAAUUUUACACGCAAAAUCCACAAUCAUUGGCUGCCAAAACGUUACUGUACUCACAUUACAAAUCACACAUGACAUGGAAGGCCUUAAUAGGAAUUAGUCCCACUGGUGUGAUAACAUUUGUAUCAGAUUUGUGGAGUGGUGGUAUAAGUGACAAACAAAUCACUAUUAAAAGUGGUCUGCUGGAACUCUGUGAGGCUGGAGAUGCAGUUAUGGCGGACAAAGGAUUCUUAAUAUCGGACUUGACAACCCCAAGGGGGCUACACCUAAUAAUUCCACCCAUGAAAUUUCAGCGCUUUAAUCGCCGACAGGUGGAAGAAACAAGAAGAAUCGCAAAUCUUCGCAUAGAUGUGGAACGUGCCAUGGAACGAUUAAAGAAUUUCCGCAUACUUCAAGGGGUUAUGCCGAUUACUAUGUCUAGACAAGCAUCGCAUAUACUCAAGAUAUGUGCUGCCUUGUCAAAUGUUCACCCUCCCUUGAUACAGGAUCACUAAAUGAGAAAUUCUGUAACGGCAUGUGUAAUAAUUGGUUGUAAAAUCAUAAGUUUUAUCAAAUUAAAAAAAAUGAAUUAACCCUUUACCACUUUAAUAGAUACAUAUUUUGAUGCAUUUGUAUUCCCUUAGAAAGUUACAUUUAAUUAAAGACCUUUCUUACUAGAUUCAAGUCUUCAUUUCCAACCCUUAGAUACUGAUGAGCAGCAAACAGCAUAAAACCUGAAUAGACUGCGAGUUACUCGCAGGCUGUUCUGGUAUUUUGCUGUUUGCACAUAGCGAUUUUAUCUUCGCUUCUGAGUGGGAAAGGGUUAAAGAAGUAUUCUAAUCAUGCUUGUGAUAUUUCGCAACAUUUCAUUGUGUGUUUGAAUAUUUAACGCGCUAUAUUUGUUUUGUUAAUUUUAUUUGUUGUUGCUUGCAUUGAUAUUCCCUUAGAAAGUUACAUUUAAUUAAAGACCUGUCUUACUAGAUUCAAGUUUUCAAGUCUUCAUUUCCAACCCUUAGAUACUGAUGAGCAGCAAAAAGCAUAAAACCUGAACAGACUGCGAGUUACUUGUAGGCUGUUCUGGUAUUUUGCUGUUUGCACAUAGCGAUUUUAUCUUCGCUUCUGAGUGGGAAAGGGUUAAAGAAGUAUUCUAAUCAUGCUUGUGAUAUUUCGCAACAUUUCAUUGUGUGUUUGAAUAUUUAAAGCGCUAUAUUUGUUUUGUAAAUUUAUUUGUUGUU
Molecule: messenger RNA, 2295 nt
Organism: Dreissena polymorpha
Lineage: Eukaryota; Metazoa; Mollusca; Bivalvia; Myida; Dreissenidae
Exons: 2
Coding region: 22-1575 (517 amino acids)
Source: RefSeq, a predicted model, not a curated record